AUGGGACAAGGAUUAUCAGAUCACAAAACAAGCUAUUCAAAUAUACAUUUUUCCUUUCAGACUGAUGGAGACCUGACGGGAAAAUGUGGUCGAUGUGGGGAUUACGUCGGGGGAUCAAGACCAAACGAGGCCCCUAACGGACAGUACGCUUCCAAAAGGUCCACCUACAUCUACCGGGAAGGGGGUGUAAUAAACGUCACGGUGCAGGUCACAGCACGUGCCAAUGGCGGCUUUUUCAAAUUCAAACUUUGCAAAACAGAUUCCUCUACUGCGGCUUCUCAGGCCUGCUUUGACCAGAAUCCCCUGAAACUCGCCAAUACGGCGGAUCAAACCAUCAUACAGAUACCGGAUAUGGACGGGGAUAUCGUUGUUCCGCUCCAGUUACCAGCAGGACUGACAUGUGAUUACUGCGUCAUGCAGUGGACGUGGGUGACAGCUAGAGACUGGAGAUGUGGUAGUAUGAAUGGUCAGUUAGUUUGUGGUAUGGGAUACGGCAUGCAGCCCACCUUUGUAAAUUGUGCCGAUUUCACAAUUCUUUCCCAGAGUGCAGCUGUUCCGGCGGAUUUCCACUGGCCGGAUUACAACUCUGUAUACGCCACCAUUCACGGAGGACACACUGGGUCGGGGACCACGCCAGCACCAGCUCAAACUACAUCUAACCCUGUUAUCGUCAUCCCUACAACUACUCCAGUAACAACUCCAGCAGGGCCCGCCACCACUACUCCAUUCCCGAUCAUCACAAAUCCACCAAGUACAAGCCCAGCCCCCGCCACAACCACCGGUGCUCCUCCAACCACCACUGACAAACUCAUCAUCGUAACACCAACACCAAUCAACACCACACCAAACCCUCAGCAAACCACCGGGCCGCCAUCAUCUCUAACUACCACACCACCACUACCACAGUCCACAGAAAAACUGAUUCCCGGCCCCAUUAUUCCACCCAUUGCUCCAUUACCAGUGGCUCCAGUUGCUGCUGGGGGUUCCGGAAUUUUGGGUGGUUUAUCAUUGGGAAGUAUGAUAGCGCCUCUGGGACUUGGUCUUGGGGGACUGAUGCUUUUAAUGUCGAUGAAUGGAAGAGAAAACAGAGGAAACGUUGAAUAUAUAGAUAUUCCACCUGUGUCUAUGCCUAUGAUUUCCCAGCCAGUACAGCCAAUGUUCUCCCCACCAUACGUCCCGUCAUUCGGUUACACCAUGCUGCCUGCUCCUGUUGUUGUCCCAAUGGUGGAGGAGCCUGUUCCAGUCAAGAAGAAGGGAUACGGGAAAGGUUACGGUAAACAAGGAACAAGUUACGGUAGCAACAAUUAUAGAGGCUAUGGAAACAGAGGGAAGAAUUAUCGUAUGGGCAUUGUAAAUCCGGGCUACGGUGUUAAUGGAGGAGGCUACGGUUAUAAUGUACAAUAUCAACAAAAUUAUAAACCAACGUCAUACGGCAACAGUCGUCCAAACAGAGGAGAUGAGCAGUUUUUCCAGCUUCCCAGCAACCACGCCUUUACCAGGAUGCAAUAUGACGAAGAACCGGAAGUCAAUAAAGUUAAAACAAAGGAAGUUAUAGAAAAUCAGCCACAUAAAUUUGAUAUAUCAGCUUACAGUAAAAAGUGCCCAAUCUCACAACAAACAUGCAAACCAAGAUAUGGAGCAAAUGAACCCACGGUAUACGGGGCUGUUGAUAUAGUCAGUAUGAUAUGCGAUCUGCACUGCUCUGCACGUAAUCCUAACUGUCCAGCAGAGAUGUGCUCGUGCACGUGCAAAGAAGAGCCAGCAGGCAAAUUAAAUAUGCAGGCCAGAAUAGCCGCUGCAAGUCUGUUUGGAAAAUAA
Molecule: messenger RNA, 1818 nt
Organism: Saccostrea cuccullata (small rock oyster)
Lineage: Eukaryota; Metazoa; Mollusca; Bivalvia; Ostreida; Ostreidae
Exons: 5
Coding region: 1-1818 (605 amino acids)
Source: RefSeq, a predicted model, not a curated record